AUGAGUGUUCGAGACUCACCUAGUGUUAUCACACGCCGUGCCAUUAACAAACUUCUUAAGGAUCUGCGUGAUAAGCUCCAACCUGACAAAUUGACAAAGGAAGAUAACAAAUACUACGAAAAAAUUAAAAAGUUGAAAUACAAAGAAAUGAAAGAUAAAUGGGAGUGCGAUGUUCUUGAAGGAAUCCCCGUCGAAGACUUUGAGAAGUACAUUGAAGAAUUACAAGAGAGAUACAGCCUUCCAGAUAAAGCAAAGAAAUCAUUUCUUGACGUAUUGAUCUCAAAUGAAAAGCAUGGAAGUCCCAAUGAUUUUAAUUUGUCUGAAAACGGUGAGAUUACAAUGUUCUCCUUGGAAUUUAUUACAAGAAGGAAAAAUGAGAAGAUAGAUCUAGUAUUUGCGAUGUACAACUUGUCUUUUAAAAUCGAAAAUGAAGAGACUUCCAGUAACAAGAAAGCCUUCAGCAUGAGUGAUGGAAAGAAACACGCGUUCCACAAGUUGUAUCAAGAAAAGUUAUACAACUACGUUGAUAAAAAAUGCAAGGAGAAAGCAGCAGAAAAAACGGACUAA
Paramuricea clavata is the source of this 567-nucleotide messenger RNA. Lineage: Eukaryota; Metazoa; Cnidaria; Anthozoa; Malacalcyonacea; Plexauridae. The record is from the annotation of a GenBank genome assembly.